This is a messenger RNA of Leptosia nina, 327 nucleotides long. The record is from the annotation of a GenBank genome assembly. NCBI's taxonomy places the organism in Eukaryota, Metazoa, Arthropoda, Insecta, Lepidoptera, Pieridae.
AUGGGAGUAAAUGUUGAAACCAUUUCACCUGGAGACGAGGCGACAUAUCCCCAGAAAGGGCAGACAGUUGUCGUUCACUACACGGGCACUUUAACAAAUGGACAGAAGUUCGAUUCAUCCCGCGACCGUGGAAAGCCCUUCAAGUUCAAAAUUGGCAAGGGAGAGGUCAUCAAAGGCUGGGAUGAAGGAGUUGCAAAAAUGUCAGUUGGCGAGCGGGCUAAGCUUACCUGCAGCCCUGACUAUGCUUACGGGCAGCAAGGACACCCUGGAGUUAUCCCCCCUAACUCCACACUAAUUUUUGAUGUAGAACUACUACGCCUUGAAUAA